AAAUCGUAGAUCACCUGAGCUGCGGAGCGAGCGCAUCACCACGACUAUCAGGUGCUGCGGACUGCGUAAGAUUGAAGCCUGACUGCGAAGCAAUGACUCUAACCAGAAGACCAAGUCCCCGUAACCCGGAUGAGUUUCCCACCGUUCAGCUCUUUCUGCUAGCCAUCGUCCGUCUCGCCGAGCCGAUCGCGCUCACCUCCAUCUUCCCGUAUGCCUGGGCUCUCGUCAAGCGCUUCCAGAUCGGCAGCGAAGAUGACGCCUCGUUCUACGCCGGCCUGCUCAUCUCGGCCUUCUCCCUGGCGGAGGCACUGAUGGGCAUGUACUGGGGCGGCCUGUCCGAUAGGGUUGGCCGCAAACCCGUCCUGCUGCUGGGCUGCGUCGGCACCAUGUUCAGCAUGGUCAUGGUCGGCUUUGCGUCCAACAUCUGGGUGGCGCUGGUCGGACGGGCCCUCGGCGGGCUGCUGAACGGCAACAUCGCGGUGAUCCAGACCAUGGUUGGCGAGCUGGUUACCAAACCAGAGCAUGAGCCUCGUGCAUACUCGAUCAUGCCUUUCGUAUGGAGCGUCGGAACUAUCAUCGGGCCCAUGAUAGGCGGUUUGUUUGCGGACCCGCACGAGUCAUAUCCCGACCUAUUCCCCAAGGGCUCUCUUUUCGAGCGGUUCCCCUACCUCCUGCCGAACCUCAUCUGCGCCGGCAUGCUCUUGGUGAGCAUCCUGCUCGGCUACUUCCUGCUCGAGGAGACGCAUCCCGACAUGCAGCCGCGCGUGCUCCUGCCAGACGACACCUUCCUGUCGGAGAACACCCCGCUCAUCGAGACGUCAGACGCCAUGAAGCGCCCGGCCGUCGACCUCCGCGACGAAAACUACGGCACCAUGCGCUCCCGCGAGGCCCAGCCCUCUUCCUCCCGCGCCGCCAAGGACGCGGCCGAGACGGAGAAGCAGCCCGUCAGCAUCUUCAGCAAGCGCAUCAUGGCCAUCACCCUGUCGCUCUCGAUCUUCACCUACCACUCCAUGACCUACGACCACCUCCUGCCCAUCUUCUUCGAGGACGACCGCGUUCCGAUGCAGGCCCUCGCCCUGACCCGCGGAAACCCCUUCUACUCCCCCGGCGGGCUCGGUCUCUCGCUGCAGUCCGUGGGGAUGAUCAUGGCCGUGCAGGGCGCGAUCGCACUGUUUAUGCAGGCGGUAGUCUUCCCGAUCACGGCUGAGCGCGUCGGCGUGUACCGGCUGUUCCUCUUCAUCACGGUGCUGCACCCGGUCGCCUACAUGAUCGUGCCCUCCCUGCUCUACGUCCCCGACGCGCUGCUGUACCCGGCCAUCUACGCGUGCCUCGCCGUGCGCAACUUCUUCUCCAUCCUGCUCUACCCGCUGCUGCUCAUCCUCAUCAAGGAGGCCACGCCCACGCUGACCGUGCUGGGCAAGGUCAAUGGCCUCGCGGCGAGCGCCGGCGCCGCCUGCCGCAUGGUUGCGCCGCCGGUGGCCGGCUACUUGUAUGCGGUCGGCAAGAAGAUGGACUGCACGGCCCUUGCCUGGUACGGGAGCGCCCUGGUGGCGAUCGUCGGGGCGGUCCAGUGCUUUUCGGUCAAGAGGGGGCCGAGAGACUGCGGGCAGCGGGCUGGUGAUGUCGAGGAGGAGGUGCGGGAGUGAGUCCUGCACGCUCGCUACUACUUACUACUUCGACGUCGCAUCUCAACCUCUCUUCUGCACGAUUAUUCUGGAUUCUGGCAGCAAAC
Messenger RNA from Chaetomium strumarium, 1732 nucleotides. Its product is annotated as major facilitator superfamily domain-containing protein. NCBI's taxonomy places the organism in Eukaryota, Fungi, Ascomycota, Sordariomycetes, Sordariales, Chaetomiaceae. The transcript has 4 exons. Gene Ontology annotation, molecular function: transmembrane transporter activity. Gene Ontology annotation, biological process: transmembrane transport. The record is from RefSeq and is a predicted model, not a curated record. Bases 93 to 1646 code for a protein of 517 amino acids.